Vespa velutina is the source of this 2483-nucleotide messenger RNA. RefSeq names its product solute carrier family 35 member C2. The record is from RefSeq and is a predicted model, not a curated record. The transcript is spliced from 9 exons. Gene Ontology annotation, cellular component: Golgi apparatus; endoplasmic reticulum-Golgi intermediate compartment; cis-Golgi network. Bases 1014 to 2108 code for a protein of 364 amino acids. NCBI's taxonomy places the organism in Eukaryota, Metazoa, Arthropoda, Insecta, Hymenoptera, Vespidae. Gene Ontology annotation, molecular function: antiporter activity. Gene Ontology annotation, biological process: UDP-glucose transmembrane transport.
UAAUCAUGAAAAAAAACUACUAUCGAGAAAAAUAUAUUAUCGAGAUAAUAUAUAAUAAUAUAAUUUGAAAUGCUGCCUCAGUAUAUAUCUUUUUAUUAUUGAAAUGACAUCGUAAUGAAAUAAUACUGUCAAUUCUAACAUUAUUAUUGUAUUAAAGCUUAUGUAAAUAUCACGAUCAUAUUAAUAAAAAUGAUAUUACUUGAUAUUUAUCGAUAAUAUUUGCAUCAUUGGAUUCAAUAUUUAUUUUGAAUGUUUUAUUAUAAUUCGCGCGCUUAAUUUAAACGGCAUUCGAUAUCAAUGAAGAGGGCACUGAGGUAGCAAUACUUAUCUUUCCCAAAAAUUUUUCUGUUAUAAAGGCUUUGUUAACUUUUUAUUCUCUGUCAUCUUAGAUAGAAGGUAGUUUUCUUCCAACUUAGAUAAUUCAUCUUUUAAAAUAUUUCCUUCAUUUUUCUAAAUUUCUUCUUUUUUUCUUGACGAACAUAUGUCAAAUUGAAUAAACCUAAAAUCAAACUUUUUAAUUUUGCUCUUAUCAAAUAUCUAAUCAACGUAAUAUUAUUUUCAAUGGUGUUGUGCACUUACGUAUGUUUUCCUUUGUUUUCAGGAUAAAUCGGUGGUACUUUAAAUAGCAUAUGGACAUUAUCGUCAUCGGAUAUACUCAAUGUGAUAACGAAUGGAAUAUCUUGUGCAGUGUAUGGUUUGAUAAUAGUACGAUUGGUGUGUAUAUUUUAACAUGAAUCAAGGCAAUUAAGUCGUACAUAAAAUUAUUUGGUCAAAAUAAUACAUAAUUAUAAUUUAUAUAAAAAUACCAGUAUGUUUAAUGUUAAAUAUUGAAAAGAAGAUUUUAAAUACUGCAAAGAAGAUAUUAAAUUUAUUGGAUAAACUGGAUGCAAAGCUUAACGUAUAUAAAUUAUAUUAUGUAUCUUUCAAUUAUUUAUGGGGUAACAUAAAAGUGACAAGGAAAAAUAAGAAGUUCAGUAGUUAGUACACUGCAAGAUCAUACCAGAUUUAAAGAAAUGUCUAGGUCAAGUAUUAAAUAUCAAAUAGUUAAGAAGGAUGAUACUUUAUAUUAUUUGUCCUCUCAAAAUACACAAGAUUAUCAAAAUAUACCGAAAAAGGAACCUUGUAUAGGUGCCGUACAAACGAUUUUAAUAAUUUCUAUUUAUUUUGUUUUAUCUAUAGGACUUACUUUUUAUCAGAAAUGGCUUUUCAAAACAUAUGGUUUCAAUUUUCCUCUUGGAGCGGUAACCUGUCAUUUAUUUGUAAAAUUUGCAUUGUCUGCAUUAAUACGUUGUAUUAGAUUAUGUUACAAAGGACCACAAUAUCAUGUCAAACUUACUUGGCAAAAUAUAAUAUGUUCACUAGCACCACCAGGCAUAGCUAGCGGAUUUGAUGUCGCUCUAUCAAAUUGGUCAAUUGCAUUAAUUACGAUAUCUCUAUACACUAUGACAAAAUCCAGUACUAUAGUUUUUAUUCUUGGAUUUUCUCUUAUAUUUAAACUUGAAAAAAAGUCAUGGUCUUUAAUAGCCAUAGUAGCAACAAUAUCAGGGGGCUUAUUCAUGUUCACUUAUAAAUCCACUCAGUUUCAUGUGCUUGGGUUUAUAUUAUGUCUUUUGGCAUCAUUCUCAAGUGGUCUCAGAUGGACUAUGGCUCAAGUCAUAAUGCAAAAAUCUAAAUUGGGUCUUCGAAAUCCAAUAGAUAUGAUUUAUUAUAUGCAACCAUGGAUGUUGCUACCUGUAAUACCUAUUACAUUAUGGUUUGAGGGUCCAGAAAUGUAUAAUAAUCUUAAGAGCAUUAAUUGGAACAAUUUUGAACCAAUUAUGUUAACUGUAGCUGCAGUAAAUUCUGGAGCAAUUUUAGCAUUUGUUAUGGAAAUAACAGAAUUUUUAGUUGUCACAUACACCUCUAGUCUAACGCUUUCUGUUACAGGAAUAUUUAAGGAAAUAUGCAUAUUGAUAUUAGCUUUCGAAUGGAAAGGUGAUCGUAUAAGUGGCCUAAAUUUUGUAGGUCUGUUAUUGUGCCUCGGCGGAAUUAUACUUCACGUUAUUCAAAAAGUAUUAUUUAAUAAAAGUAAGAUUUUACUUCGGACGAGGAAGAUGAUAUUAAAAUGAAAGAAAAUUCUUCUCAAGUAUUAUCAAAUAUUUUACAACGCAGGGAAUGAAUGUAAAUAAAAAAAAAAUCAUAUUUAUUUUUCUUCUUCCAUGGAAUUAAGUAAUUAGCAAUUGAUAUACCAAAUUUUCCACAUGCAAGAAAAAGCAGAAUCGACGCAUAUUCCGUAACUAUUAUAUAUAUAUAUAUAAAAAAAAAAAAAAAAAAAAAAAAACAAAAAGACUAAAAACUAAUAACAAUUUUAAGUUAAACCAGAUAUGAUAAUAUAAUUAUUAAUACUUCCUGUUUUUUAUUGAAGUUAAUAUUGCAUUAAUAAAUUGUUAUAAAAUCAUUCCAUAAAAUAAUUUAUUUAAAGACAAUGCAAGAAAUAUGAAAAA